This is a messenger RNA of Sphaerulina musiva SO2202, 357 nucleotides long. Its product is annotated as tubulin binding cofactor A. The transcript has 3 exons. Gene Ontology annotation, biological process: post-chaperonin tubulin folding pathway; tubulin complex assembly. NCBI's taxonomy places the organism in Eukaryota, Fungi, Ascomycota, Dothideomycetes, Mycosphaerellales, Mycosphaerellaceae. Bases 1 to 357 code for a protein of 118 amino acids. Gene Ontology annotation, molecular function: beta-tubulin binding. Gene Ontology annotation, cellular component: microtubule cytoskeleton; cytosol. The record is from RefSeq and is a predicted model, not a curated record.
AUGCCAGCUCCUUCGCCAAUCUCAAUCGCCACUUCGGUGGUCAACAGGCUCGUCAAGGAAGAGAAGUCUUACCAACGUGAACACGAAUUGCAGAAAGGCCGAAUCGCCAAGCUUGAAGCCGGUCAAGGUGACGAUGAGAAUGCAGAGUACAUCUUGAGGCAGGAGCGCAAAGUCCUAGAAGAGACUGAGGCCAUGUUUCCUCAACUCAAGCAGAAGAUCACAGAUGCCAAGGAGAAGCUCGAGGCGCAGCUGGAGCAGGACAAGAGCUCAAGUGAUCAGAGCAACACGCCUGACGAUAUCACAAAAGCCAAGGAAGCCAUUGCCGCUGCGGAUAUUGCUAUUCGCGAGUCUUCAUAG